UCACACACUUGACAGUUUUGUUUACCGCCAAUUUUGCUGUUUUAGUUGUUGACGACGUUGACGUUGUUGUUGUUAGAAAAAUAUUAAUUUAUUUUAUGUGAUGACGGAAAGAAAACGACACCGAUAAUUGUAUUAAGUAAUGUCCACUGUGCUUAAGCCAAUUAUCGGAGAUUGGGAACUGCAAGAAAAACCAAGUAAUAGAAUAAAUAAACAAUUUGCUACUACACGGCAUAAAACAGGGCAUGGAAUAAGAUAUAAAGAAAAUAGUUUUAAACAUAAAUGCAAUAAAGCACUUAAAAAUAAGUUAAAAAAAUAUAAACUCAGAAGAGAUGGCAAAGAAGAUCCAGAUGUUAUAAAUGUGUCCCACAUAUUUCAGACCGCUUUAAAAAUAAAAUCUCCAAGUAUCAAUAAUAAUGAAGAACUAAAUAUCUAUGAUAUAGAGAGACCAAAGAAUUAUCUGUUCAAAAUGGUGAGAAGAAAGAAAGACGUUGAAAAUGGCAAGUCCAUUAAAACAUUGUUUAAGGAGCUUCCCGAAAAAAAUGAACUUAUACACAUUCCAGAUGUAUGUACCGAAAUUACUGGAAAAGAAAAACAGUCUCCUAACAGUCAAGAUAAAAAACAUACCAAUGCUUUCAAAUUGAUGAUGGAAUCUAGAAAUAAAAGUAUUGGAGGCAAUUCACCUGGUAAAGAAAAACCGAUCGAUGAAGCUGAACUACAAAUAAAAACAGAAGAAAAAAACACUAAAGCUAAGAGACUUUUAGUUUUACAAAAAAUGGCAGAACAGAAAGGAUCUCUUAAGAAAAAAGAAACAGAGGAACUUCUGGAAGAAGCUAUCAAAAGGAAAAUGGAUAAAAGAGCAGAAAGAUUGACUAAAAUGAUAGUUAAUAAUGGCAGUAAGAAAGUGAAACCCAAAAAAGAACAUUCAAAAUUAGCCACAAAGGUAGCAGACACUAAAAUGCCUACAAUUGAUAAUGUAAAAGAGCUUCCUGAAACACUACCAAUAAACAAUAAAAACAAUGGUGCACUCCAUUUAAUUAAUAUAUUCGAUGAACCAACUAGCGAGUCAAAUAUUACAAAGGGCUUAAAAGAAAAAUGCGUACCCAAAGAAGAUUUAGAAUUUUUAAAAAAGCUAUCUCCUUCAAUUAGAAAGAAGGAAAAUAUGCUUUGUUAUUUUAAAAAGAUUGAUAAAGAUAGUGAUUCCUCACCACCUCUUACCACUGAUAACAAUGAAAUGAGUCCUAUAAUAAAAGUCAAGUUUGGAGCCAGAAACAAGAAGAAACUAAAAAAGAAAAAAAUAAGUUUAAAUGAUAAAAAAUCUCUCAACUUAAAGGAUAAGAAUACAUGUGAAGAAAUCGCAGAUGUAGGCUCAUCUUACACACCCACUAAAAAUAAUAAUGAGUCCGUUGUAACUGAUAUACCUGCAGAUAAUAAAAACGAGUCUGUUGUAACCAAUACUCCUAUAGAAACUAAAAAUGAGUCGAGAAAACGAAAGCGCGAGCAACUCUCUAAAGAAGAAAACACUCAGAUUGUUAAAAACACUGAAUGUCUUAAUGAAUCUGUGGAAGUAAAUGAAAUUAAAAAUGAAAGACCAAAGCGAAAUGUUAAAAAGCCUAUACAAUAUAAAGACGAUUUUCUCCUGUCUAGCUCAGAUGAAGAGUAUAAUAUAUUUACUCCAAAAAAGAAAAAGCAUAGUGAUAAAAAAACUGAUACUCCAAAAUUGAUCAAAGAGCCUAAAUCCAAAACGAGUGAUGGAGCAAUAAAGCCAAACAAUAAAAAUAUUAAGAAAUCUGCAAAAAAUAAUGAUGUUAAUAAAAAUACCAAUGUUAAGUUGGCUCCCAUAUUUGCACCUAAACCACAGUUAGACCCAGUAGCAUUAGAAGCAAAACAAAGAUUUCUUCAGAGUGGUGUGCCAGAAACAUUAAAGAAAAUUGCAAAAAAACUCAAACAAGUAGAGACAGAAAGUAACUGUUUUCCUACUGUUGUCCAUGUACAGCAAAUGGAAGACUCUAAGAAUGAUAUAUCUAGCAGCCCAAUGAUUGAUUCAUUCAGAUGCGAGUCACCUGAUGUGAGCCCAGUGAAAUGCAGUGAUAAAAUAUUCAAAGCUAUAUUAAGCCCUGAAAAACCUGCAAAAAAUUCACAUGUUGCACAACCAGAUAACAACACAAGGAAAGUUUUACAAAAUAUUAAAUUGUCAUAUCCAAAAUUUCCAGUUUACCGUACAUAUCAACUAUUGAAAGAAAAAAGCAAAGGAGAGUUUGGAGACUGCAAUAACUUUCCUGAAUUUGACAACAGCGUAGAAAUAAUAAAUAAUACAGUAGAUAUUAAUAAAGUACAAGUAGAUAAAUUGAAUUGGACAGACAAAUAUAAGCCUAUGGUUACUAGUCAAAUAAUCGGAAACUUUGAAACUACAAAGGAACUAAAAAAAUGGUUAGAAUCUUGGUCUGCAAAUAACGACAAACGAAGAAUGAAUGCUGCUGACUCUGACUCAUCUGAUUUCUACCAUUCGGAUACAGACAGCAGAGACAGUGUAAAUACCAUUGACAAUCUUCUUAUUUUGACUGGCCCUACUGGUUGUGGGAAAACCUCCUGUGUAUAUGCGGUAGCUGCGGAUCUAGCCAUCAAAGUAAUUGAAGUAAAUGCCAGUAGUAAGAGAAAUGGCAAAAUAAUGUUACAGGAUUUACAAGAGGCUACCCAGUCCCACAAAGUCAACAGAGGAAAAGGUACUAACUCCGAAAAUUCUCAAAAACCCCAGGAGAUAGCUGAAGUUGAUUUAACUAUUAAAGCAAAGAAACGAGGAAGGCCUAAAAAAGUUAAAAAUGUUGUAACAACUAAACAAAAAUGUGAUACAGGCAGUCAAUCAACUAAUAGCCAAGAAUGUACUAGAACUGGAAUGUCACUUAUUUUGAUUGAUGAUGCCGACAUUGUGUUUGAUCAAGAUGACGGCUUUUGCUCUGCUAUUAGUCAAUUAGUUCAAUAUUCCAAACGACCAGUGAUAUUGGUUUCAAGUACCUUAGUUUGUCCGCAUCUACAAAGGUUUUUGCAGAGCGCGAAAAUUAUGACUAUGAAGCCACUUUUACCCAGAAUGCUUGGCACAUGGCUAGACAUAAUGUGCUUAGCUGACAGUGGCACAUGUUGGCCAGGCCUAGGCUCAGUCUUAUUAGACUUAUACAAAGGGGAUAUUAGGAAAACCAUAAAUUGCCUUCAAUUCUAUGCAACUACCCACACACAAGGGACUAGGCAAAUAGAAGAAAAUUCACAAAAUAUAGAGGCCUUAAGUGAUGAAUCUUCAAGUGUGUCAUGGGCUGGAUCGGAAAACCAAGACGAACGCAACUUAGCAUGUGAAAGUAUACAGUUGGGUGACACGUUGUGGAAAUAUUUUAUGGAAAGACAAUCGCAAUUGCUACACAUCAGGUUUCCUUCCGACUUGUGGCAUGUAUGGUGGAAUAUACCAAGCUUUUUAAUGACUUCUCAAAAUGGGACACAGGAAAAUAAUAAACAUAAGCAAACCCGUGAACUAGAAGAAGUAGCAAAUAUUUUUGACAACAUAUCUGCAGCAGAUUAUUUUGGACGUCUAAGACCAGAUACAAAGACGAAUAUUUGUUCUCAACCGUGGUACUCUUCCGAAUGUGAUAGUUCUUCAGAAUUCGAAAACUUUAACUAUUACAACAAAAGCUAUGAUGUUGCUGAUGACAUAUCGAAGACGUUUGUAGUCAGAUCGAUUUGCAACACACAGAAGUGCUUACAAUACAAUGAAGAAUUGUAUGUGAGACCAACUAGUAUGGCAGUGCAAAGGGAUAGAGAUAGAAUAGUCAAACGGCAUGACAGCAUAUCAACUCAUCUAAGCACAGGCGCAACACUGGACAGGAGAGCCCUCGCUUUAGACUACUGGUCGUCCUGCCGGGCGAUAUGCAGGUUUGAAAAAGAGAAAACUGACACUAACUCUAAAAGAAACAAUCGGUUUUGUCACUACCUUAGAUCUCUUAAAAUAAUGUGCAAGAAUGACGUGUUCGAUAAACUCGGCGGAAGUUUACAUAUCAAAGGGGACGAUUCUAAUUAGACUAAUAAGGUACGUUAACUCCAUAACGUAUUUUAAGAUGGUUGUACAUGUAGAGAUUUUCGAACUGAAAAUGAAAUUAGUUUGUGUUUUCGGAUUGUAAAAGUAAAAUUCACCGCAUAACUAGUGCGCUGCUGUGUACUCACAGCUACUAGUAACGUAGUCACUCGCCGAAGAGAUCUUUCAUCAAUGUUAUUAGCCUCAAAUGGGUCAUUCCAGCGAAAACGACACCACAGGUGAUAAAUUCAUAAACUGUUUUACUUUGAAAUCAAUAUGUAGAGGAAAGUUCAUGAAUCAUAUUUUUAGGAAUCAAUAAGUUUGAUUCGAAUUUUAAUCGCUUUUGCAUUUUAAUAAUUUUGGAACGUGCCUAUAGUAGUAGUUUUGAUUAUACCGUCACAAGGUGCUGUCCCACCCGUCACAAGAUAUGAGAAGCAUUUUUAUAUUUUUUUUUACAAAUUGCAUAAGUUUCAUUGCAUAAAUUAUACAUGUAUUUACUUCAGACAAUCUCAGAAACAAUAUAUAAAAAAGUUGUUUAAUAAAAGUUGCAUAGUUUGUUACAAUUUGCGAAGUGUCUCAGUGCUCUCGCAGAGGAGGGGUCAUGAUGUCCCACCCGUCACACUUCUAAUACCAUCUACUUCUAAUACAAAAAAGAAACAUUUUAUCACUUUUUUUAAAGAUGAAGUAUGAAAUGAUUAUUUGGGUAUAUGAUUAUAUAGUAUUUAAUACAAAUAUUGUAGUUGUUAGGAAGAAAUAUAAAAAAUAAAUUAAUGUCCCACCCGUCACUUUGGAAUGACCCAUAUGUUUGUACGGGUAGUGUAUUAUUUCGGUUUAAUUUGUUAAUUAUAAUUAGCUCUUUAUUAAGUCACUUUGUAUAGAUAAAUUGAGGAAACAUUGAUUUAAUUCCGGAUUUUUAUGAAUAUGUAUUGUAUGUUUACCUAAUUAAUUUUACUUAUUGUAAUUUUCUAUAUUUUUUUAACCAUUACUUUUUUUCUAAAUAAAACUUGUGGCUUCUUCUUAACAAUCAAAUUUUUGUGCUUGCUACUUUAACUACUAUAGUAUUCUUGCAUUUCGAUUUUAUUAAGUACCUCUUUCUCCACUCAUUAUCGUCAUUUCAAUUUUAUGUCAGUAAUAAACAUUAUUUAUAUCAUAUAACAAAACGAAGAUAUCGUGCAAUGUUAUACAUUUUAUUUGACAUGGUGGGGCAGUAUCGUUUGUGGCGAGCCCUUGAAGGAAUUAGUAAUGGAGUACGCAUCGCUACAUCUUUCCUAACAAAAAAUCUGCCGUUUUUCGAGGGGGGCGAGGUAGCACACAUAUAAAGAAACUAACUACAAAUGCAUCUAUUCCUCUCGUUACUACGCACCCAUACUAAAACAAUACAACAACACUGUUAAAUUAGCACACUAUAGGAGUAGGCAAUAUACAAUUUAGAAACCAUGCGUUGUAUUUUUCAAUAAUUGAAAUACUACCGAAAGUACCGAAUAAAGCACUGUUUAGUUAAACAUAGUUACAUCGAUGAAUUUUACUAUGGAUACAAUUAAUUAGUUAAUGUACUAUGGAAACAAUUAAUUAAUUAUUUUAUCCUCCUGCCUGAGACCCAGAAGCAUUUGUUUUGUUUUUGAAUUUGGAACCCUUAGUUACUCAACAAAAGUUCAAAAUAGAUUUUGGAAUAUGUACAAAAAUUUGUACGCGGGGUCUUAGGAGGUUAUGUCAAAAGAAUAUUUCAUUUCUCAUCGAUAUUUUACCGUAAAGAAUAACACUCUCAGCACUAUUUUAGUCUAACGCACACUGCAAUACGUAGUAUAAAUAUUCAACCUUAAAUGCUUUGAAAUAAGCUUCAUUAUCGGACUACGGCUACAGUACUUAAUUCACGAAGGCUGAUAUUUGCUUGUAAUUUCAUACAACAUUUCAAGGUCAGUAGACCUUAUUAACAUUAAAUACGGUGACAUUUGAGAUGUCAAACUCUCUAUCAGUCAGAAAUCAGAAUCAAAUACGAUUUCUAUGCGAUUUUUUUCAAACUGAUCUUGUAAUCGAUUCUAGAUGCCUUGUUUCGUUGAAAGCGUUUGAUGUUUUAAUAUGCUAUAAUCAAAGCAAAAAUGUAUUUAACUGUAAAAUCAUAAAAUGAUAUUCCAUCCUCUUGUAUAUUUGAUGUAAUUGAUCGCUUUUUACACCCAUAAACAGCACAUGCAUGCAUUUUGACGCGCGGAAUACGAUCGCAAGACUGUCAAUAAUCGAUGAAUGAAGUAGUUUUUAUAAAAUGGUUUGAAAAUUGUUUCGGUGUUUUUGGCAGAGGGGAAACGACAUGAUGGCGUCUCCAUUACUAAUUCCUUCAAGGGCGAGCCUAACAGAGGGCCUACCGCGAACCACGUUCGACGUGUUG
Molecule: messenger RNA, 6431 nt
Organism: Cydia strobilella
Lineage: Eukaryota; Metazoa; Arthropoda; Insecta; Lepidoptera; Tortricidae
Gene: elg1
Product: enhanced level of genomic instability 1
Exons: 3
Coding region: 140-4057 (1305 amino acids)
Cellular component (GO): nucleus
Molecular function (GO): DNA clamp unloader activity; ATP binding; DNA binding
Source: RefSeq, a predicted model, not a curated record